This is a messenger RNA of Meyerozyma guilliermondii ATCC 6260, 777 nucleotides long. It is a transcript of the gene ADH4, whose product is annotated as Adh4p. The transcript has a single exon. The coding region runs from base 1 to 777 and encodes 258 amino acids. The record is from RefSeq and is a predicted model, not a curated record. Lineage: Eukaryota; Fungi; Ascomycota; Pichiomycetes; Serinales; Debaryomycetaceae.
AUGUCAUUAUUUUACAAGAAGGAAGACGACGUCAAAGGAAAGACUGCCUUGAUCACUGGAGGCACCAAAAACUUGGGUGGUGAGACCGCAAAGGAACUCGCUCGUUUCGGAACCAACCUCUUCCUUCACUACCAUUCAUCUUCUGACAAGGAGAAGAGUGAAAAGUUGGCCAAGGAAAUCCAAUCGCAACAUUCAGUUAAGGUUGAGGUUUAUCAAGGAGCAUUGGAUUCCGCUGAGGAUUUGGAGCAACUUUUUGCAGCCGCGAAGAAGGCAUUCCCACUGGGAAUUGACAUUGCUAUUAACAAUGUGGGUAUGGUAUUAAAGAAAGAGCUCACUACAGUUACGGAAAAAGAAUGGGAGAAGAUGGAUAACAUCAACAAUAAGACUGCUUUUUUCUUCCUUAGAGAAGCUGGUAAGCAUGUCAACGACAAUGGAAAGAUUGUAUCUUUGGUGACUUCGUUGUUGGCCGCUUAUACUCCAGCUUAUGGUGUUUACCAAGGUACAAAAGCACCAGUUGAAUACUAUUCGAAGACUGCCUCGAAGGAAUUGCAAAGUCGUGGAAUUUCGGUCAACUGUGUUGCGCCAGGACCUAUGGACACCCCAUUUUUGUAUGGACAGGAGACCGAUGAGUCGGUGGCUUUCUUCAAGACCUGCGGUUUGCACAACAGAUUGACCAAAUUGGAAGACAUUGUGCCAAUUGUCAGAUUCUUGGUCACUGAAGGUGGCUGGAUCACUGGUCAAACCAUUUACUGUUCUGGUGGAUUUACGGCGCAUUAA